CAGCUCUCUGGAGAAAUCUCCUGGUCUUUCUGAAAUUAAUUUCUUUCUCAGAAACUCCCGUAGAGACUUCGACAGUGGGUUUAUCCCUUUAUUCUCCUCCUGGCUUAAGCAACUUCUUUCUCCCCUCCUUGUGCUGCAUAGAGGCGCCCGAGAUGGUGGUAGGAAGCGGUAAAGCGUAGCCGAGCUUCGGUCUUGGGAGGGUUGUUGCUUGCUGGAACGCUCGGUUAUUGACCAUGAGCAACAUCUACAUCCAGGAGCCCCCCACCAACGGCAAGGUUUUGCUGAGAACAACAGCAGGAGAUAUAGAUAUAGAGUUAUGGUCAAAGGAAGCACCAAAAGCAUGUCGAAAUUUCAUCCAGCUUUGUAUGGAAGAAUAUUACAAUAACACAAUAUUUCACAGAGUAGUGCCUGGCUUUAUAGUCCAGGGAGGUGAUCCCACUGGUACUGGAUCGGGUGGAGAGUCAAUCUAUGGAACUCCUUUCAAGGAUGAGUUCCACUCACGACUGCGAUUUAACCGAAGAGGACUUGUUGCUAUGGCAAAUGCCGGGCCACAUGAUAACGGGAGUCAAUUUUUCUUUACGUUGGGACGUGCAGAUGAACUUAAUAACAAGCACACAAUCUUUGGAAAGGUUACAGGGGAUACAAUAUAUAAUAUGUUGCGUCUGGCUGAAGUGGAAGUUGAUAAGGAAGAGCGACCUCUCAGUCCACACAAAAUAAGAAGUAGUGAGGUUUUGUUUAAUCCUUUUGAUGACAUUGUUCCAAGACCAAAUAGAAAGCUGAAGAAAGACAAACCAGAAGAAGAAACUAAGAAGUCCAAAAUAAAAGGCACAAAAAAUUUUAACCUGCUUUCCUUUGGGGAAGAAGCUGAAGAGGAAGAGGAAGAAGUCAGUAGAGUUAGUCAGAGCAUGAAAGGAAAAAGUAAAAGUAGUCAUGAUCUACUGAAAGAUGAUCCACAUCUAAGCUCAGUUCCUGCUGUCAAAAGUGAAGCAACAAGUGAAGAAGGGGAUUUCAAUGAGGAGGAAGAAGAACACGAUGAAGACACUGAUAGCGUAGAAGGUGAAGCUACUAGCAAUGAAAGAUUUCAAAUAAAAGAGCGCGUUGCCAAAAAGUUGAAAAUUGAUACAAGUGAAAACGCUAAACAACCUCAAGAGGAAGAAACUAAGACAGAAAAGAAAACAACUAGUCGCAGUGAGGAGCUACGGAAAGAAGCACGACACCUGAAACGUGAACUGCUGGAAGCAAAGCAGAAAAAAGAAGAGCGAGCUUUAAAACCCACAGAAAAGGAAGAGGAGGAACCUGCUCCAAACAGUGUUGUUGAAGAAUACCUUCAGGAGAAGAGAAAAUAUGAAGACAAGCGGAAGCAGCAGCCAAAGAAAGGGGUUUCUCGUGAAGAUCAGACUCUGGCACUGUUAGACCGAUUUAAAUCAAAGUUAACCCAGGCAAUUGAAGAAACUCCAGAAAAUGAGGUUUCUGAACCUGAAGUAGAUAACGAUGAAGGAUGGAUGUCACAUGUACUUCAGUUUGAAGAUAGAAGCAGAAAGGUGAAAGAUGCAAGCAUGCAGGAUGAAGACACUUUUGAGAUCUAUGAUCCAAGGAAUCCUGUAACUAAGAGGAGAAGAGAAGAAAGCAAGAAGCUAAUGAGAGAAAAAAAGGAAAGGAGAUAAAAAGAAUGUAAAAUUAGCCAGCUGCUGGUUCGAAAAGUGACUGCAAUAAAGCAGUGGCUCUUUUUUAAGCUGUAGUUCCUAAAAAUAUCACUGGACAAGUGUGAAAAGGAAUCUGUCAAGAACCUGUCAUUCAGUUUUUAAGCAGAGCUAUAAUUUGUUUCUUAACUUGUGGUCUCAGUACAUUCAUUAUCUACCUUCUCUAGAGGUUUUUAGAGUUAUAUAUUUAAUAAAACAACUGACUCGACUUUUGUCUGUGCUUCAAUUACAAUAGUCGCCAUCGUUAAUCAACAUAUGGUAAUCAAAAAUUUUUCAAGAUAAUAAGAAUUUGGCUGAGGUGAAAUUACGAGAUUGAAAGCCCAACCACAGACUUUUAAUAUAUGUAAAUAUUAUAUACUUUCACUAUAUAUAAUGAAAGUGUAGAAGCUGAACCACUCUGACACAGAACUAAGACGAUGGACUUGCAGAACUCUUUAAAAUGGUCCCAGCUUUCUUGAAACAAACUGAUUUGAGAAUUUGGUUAUUUCCUCUUUCUUUUGAAAUACAUAUUUUGAUACAGACCCCAGCUUGGGAAGCUGGGAUAACACACAAUUUCAAGAGUAUUAUUUUACUGUCCAUACCAUGAACAAAAGGAAAUGUGAACAUACUGUAGCAUUGCUUAAACUGUU
Molecule: messenger RNA, 2329 nt
Organism: Colius striatus (speckled mousebird)
Lineage: Eukaryota; Metazoa; Chordata; Aves; Coliiformes; Coliidae
Gene: CWC27
Product: CWC27 spliceosome associated cyclophilin
Exons: 14
Coding region: 234-1664 (476 amino acids)
Biological process (GO): protein peptidyl-prolyl isomerization; protein folding
Cellular component (GO): catalytic step 2 spliceosome
Molecular function (GO): peptidyl-prolyl cis-trans isomerase activity
Source: RefSeq, a predicted model, not a curated record